AUGUGUAAAUGUUUUUCUGAUGCAAUUAUCUACUGUGGCAGAGCUGGACUCAGAAGCCUCCCGACAGACAUCGUCGCUUCUACCAUCUCUCUGAACCUGUCCGAUAAUUUUUUGCGUAUCCUGGCUGCUGAUGCCUUUGGCAACCUCACUUUUCUGAGCAGCCUCUGGCUGGAUCACAACAAUCUAACUUUCUUGUACCCAGGUGCAUUUAAGUCACUCUACAAUCUGAGGGUGCUGUACCUCAGUAGUAAUUCUCGACUGACCUACCUUCAUGCCAACACCUUCCAAGGCCUGGACAACCUCGUCAGCUUGGACUUAUCCCACUGCAACCUUUUCGAGAUCCACCCGUUCAUAUUCUCCCACUUGCCCUCUCUGGAAGUGCUCGACCUGACUGCCAACAACAUGCACUACAUCCCACAAGCUUUCCGAAGCUUGACGCGUCUCAUGAGGCUGUCUCUGGAGAGGAAUCACAUCGAAGCCAUUGGCAGGGACUCAUUGAAGGCCAUGAGAGCGCUGAAAGACUUGAAUCUCCGCAAGAAUCGAAUCUGGACCAUCCAUCGUGAUGCCUUUCUCAAACUGGACAGGCUCUGCAUGUUAAAUUUAGGGCACAAUCACCUCUCUGAUUUGCCUAACCAGCUUUUCAGUGGAUUAGCCCAGCUCAGGACCAUACGUCUCGAGGCAAACAGAUUCACCAGGAUCAACUGCUCCUUUUACGGCCUGCGCAGCCUGAGGAAGCUGUACUUGAACAACAACCACAUCAUGUUCAUUGCAGAAGCUGCAUUCUCACCUUUGAAGGAACUUAGCUUUCUUCACUUAAACAGGAAUAACCUGAGCUACCUUUCCAGCCGCCUGCUCAUGGAGCUACCCAAGCUGAGAUACGUCUUCUUGUCCCAUAACCCCUGGGAGUGUGAUUGUGGAAUGUUGUGGUUUGCCACCUGGAUACUGACCUACCAAGGGAUGAUUGAAGGCAUGCACUGCACAAUUCCUGAGGUUCGCAACGUGUCGUUGCUGAGCCUCUUUACGAACGACGCCUUAGCCACCUGCUCGCCUCCAUGGGGGGUAAUAGAGGAGGAUGCCUGUGAAGGGCCACACACAAAUGGAGCUUUUCCUUCAUCUGCCGCUUCUGGGAUAAUACUUUGCUUCCUGUUUACCUUGAAGCUUCAGCUCUCAGCUGUUUAGUCCUUUAUGUGGACAACCAGAGACAGCCAUAAGUUAAUGCUUGGAAAAACGGGUCUUUGUUAUCUGUACUCUGACAAUUUAAAAAAUGGAAUGGAUUUAUCC
Sphaerodactylus townsendi is the source of this 1281-nucleotide messenger RNA. RefSeq names its product nyctalopin-like. Gene Ontology annotation, cellular component: plasma membrane. Gene Ontology annotation, molecular function: protein binding. The record is from RefSeq and is a predicted model, not a curated record. Lineage: Eukaryota; Metazoa; Chordata; Lepidosauria; Squamata; Sphaerodactylidae. Bases 1 to 1179 code for a protein of 392 amino acids. The transcript has a single exon.